AUGACUAAUACAUAUUUUCAUCGUUUUGCCUUAUCGGACUUACCAGAAACUAUUCGUUAUUUAAGAAUUUGUGCAAUUGGGCGUCAGGUGCCGGAUGAUGACACUAGUUUUAAAUUCCAGUGUGCUGUUCAUGGGUUUUUGAAAGAAAAUAAAGAUAAUGACAGACUUAUUGGUGUCCACUGUACCCAUGGUUUAAACAGGACUGGCUACCUCAUCUGCAGAUAUUUGAUUGAUGUAGAAGGCAUGUGGCCAGAUGAUGCAAUUGAAUUAUUCAAUAGGAGCCGUGGACAUUGCUUAGAAAGACAAAACUACAUUGAAGACCUUCGGAAUGGUCCCAUCAGAAAGAAUCGGGAUUCCAGUGUAUCCAGAACAAGUGGUUUUGAAGACUCAGAGCAUAUGAUGGAACCAGUUCACACAGCCAAUAAGUCUGUUUACCAAGGACCGAAGUAUAACCUACAUCAGACCCCAGGUUACCCAACAUCUCGGCAUUUCCAUACCCAGACCCAAGAUUUGCAGCAAUCAGAAAGAAAAUUUUCACAGAAUCAGAACAUUUACCGUAGAGGCCAUAUUCCUCCUCCUGGUCCCCACGGAGAGGACUGUUUACACAGGAGGUACUCUUGGAAUGUAAAGCCAAAUGCCAGUCAAGCAGCGCAGAACAGAAGGUGGUAUCCUGGCAGUUACUACAGACUACCCUAUCCGACCUAUUAUAGAUGGACCAAGUGACACAAGCCUACCGUGGAAAUCUAUCUGGAGACAGAACAGGACUGAAGACAGCCAGAGUGACUUUUUAUAAGAUCAGGUCAAAUGAGGUUUAUAAUCUAUUUUAGUGCUCCCUUAUGUGUUCGAGCUUAAGGAAAAAUUAUAUUGAUACUUAGCUCCGCUGAUAAAUUUGAGGUAUUUACAACAGUGAAGGAAAUAGUCUGUCAUUCCAGUCUUAAAUUCUUUUAAAAGAGGAUGA
Messenger RNA from Physeter macrocephalus (sperm whale), 958 nucleotides. It is a transcript of the gene DUSP11, whose product is annotated as dual specificity phosphatase 11. Gene Ontology annotation, molecular function: polynucleotide 5'-phosphatase activity; protein tyrosine/serine/threonine phosphatase activity. The record is from RefSeq and is a predicted model, not a curated record. The transcript is spliced from 7 exons. Gene Ontology annotation, biological process: protein dephosphorylation. Bases 1 to 723 code for a protein of 240 amino acids. NCBI's taxonomy places the organism in Eukaryota, Metazoa, Chordata, Mammalia, Artiodactyla, Physeteridae.